AUGCAUUGCAAAUCGUCGUUCAAAUCAUGGGUGGUCGUCUUUAGCAUCCUUGUCUUUCUGACGGUCACAUCUUCCAUAGGCAUUACUGUUCCAGCUAUAAGCUCAGCCAAUGUGAAACUGCUAUCAUCAUCCAGAAACUUACUCAACUGUGUCGGCUAUAGAGCGUCGAAAGAUGACUUGAUAUUUGUACAUUUGAAGACCGGUGAGAGACAGACCUCCCAAAAAUUGAAUUUGAGGGUGCUUGACUGUGACAAUAAUGUGCUUCGAGCUGCAAAUGACAUAGUUGGUGAUUUAUCCUUCAUUUUCACUAACCUCAAUAGCCCACUACAAAUCGCAGAUGACCACCAUUUUAAUUUUCUAGAUAGAUUCAAUCCAAGACGAGAUAGAGCUCGUAAGGAUAAGACUGAAGUGAAGUAUGGAGAGCUUUUGGAUUCCUUUGCGGAAAGUUCCUUAGUCUACAUAUGCUUCGAUAACGUUUUCUACGACAGGUCGUGGAGCUUCAAGCAACAAACUCGUGAUAUUGAUCUUCGCGUACAGAUAAAAAACGCUAGUACAGUGCUGAAUGUCAAUUACAACGAGUUUGCCAAAUACUUUUCAAGAAUCUCGCUCGCUGAAGACAGAGGUACAAGUUCUGCAAUCACUAAACUUGAGUUCACAGAAGAAGACUUUGAAGAAGCAACAAGCAUGCUCACUGCACAGUUAGAUAAAGUCAGCGAGCAACUCAAAAGUUCCGAGAGAAUUUUGAAUACCUUAAAGGAGCAUGAGUCUCAUCUUCGUGAUGUAAAUGAGGCGAUCUUCGCAAAAUACACAACAACGUCCAUUGCUGUCCUUUUGUCCAUAGUUAUCUUUGGUUUGUUGCAGAUUACAUUUUUUAAAGUCUAUUUGAAGCGCAAACGGAUAUUAUAG
Molecule: messenger RNA, 906 nt
Organism: Candidozyma auris
Lineage: Eukaryota; Fungi; Ascomycota; Pichiomycetes; Serinales; Metschnikowiaceae
Product: emp24/gp25L/p24 family protein
Exons: 1
Coding region: 1-906 (301 amino acids)
Source: RefSeq, a predicted model, not a curated record